Messenger RNA from Entrophospora candida, 910 nucleotides. The record is from the annotation of a GenBank genome assembly. NCBI's taxonomy places the organism in Eukaryota, Fungi, Glomeromycota, Glomeromycetes, Entrophosporales, Entrophosporaceae.
UAAAAAGUCCAAUGAAACUGAUGGCACGGAAUCUGUUGAAGAAGACCCUACAACCAAUAAAUUUUGUGAAGAAAUUAAACAUUGGAUUAAUUUACUUGUUAAAACAAUCAUCCCGAAACUUUGUAUAUUAAAGGCACUUGGUACGAACAUGGAAAGUAUGCGACUUGCUCAAAUUGAUAUGCUGGGUGAUUUGAAACAAGAAAGUAAUCAUAAACAAGCCUUAAUAUAUUUGAAACAAGCAGCGGCAAAAGCAGACGAAGAACGUCCAGAACCAGUUGAUUAUGCAGCCAAGGACUUCAUAAAAAAAGCUGCAAACUUAGGUUACGGGCCAGCUUUAUACAAAAUGGGGCAUUGUUACGAGUAUAGGCGACCUACUUGUUCAUUUGAUCCUUUACUUUCUAUUUCAUAUUAUAAACGAGCUUCAGAAGUGAGCGAAGAAAAGGCAGACUUGGCAUUGAGUAGAUGGUAUCUUUGUGGAGCUAAAGGUUGUUUUGAUCCAGAUGAAGCUUUAGCUUAUGAACACACUGAAAAGGCUGCAUUAAAAGGAAUUGCAGAAGCUGAAUUUAUGAUGGGAUAUUUUUAUGAUGCGGGAAUCUAUGUGCCUGCGAAUGCUGCCGAGAAAGGUAACGAAGAUGCAAAAAAAAAAAGAUUGGGUAAGAGAAUAACUAAUAAAGAGUUUGAAGAAAUUAUUGAACUAAAAAAACAAUCUAAAGAUUGUAUUGCAAUCAUAAAAAUGGUUCAAGAAGUUAUGACUUAUUUUGAUAAUACACCAGACAAAACAACAAAACUAGAGUUAAUUGAUACUUUACGCACAGUUACUGAAGGAAAAGUAUUUGAAUGUGCAAGAUUGACACGUUUAUUAUCUGAGAUCAGAGAGGAAGAAGGCAAAAUUAAUGAGGCUGCUGGCUGA